Molecule: messenger RNA, 2152 nt
Organism: Chaetomium strumarium
Lineage: Eukaryota; Fungi; Ascomycota; Sordariomycetes; Sordariales; Chaetomiaceae
Exons: 1
Coding region: 202-1929 (575 amino acids)
Molecular function (GO): protein binding
Source: RefSeq, a predicted model, not a curated record
GCAACUUCCCGCGUCCACUUGCAGCUUUUGGUUCACAACGCACGACGCAGCAAGCUGCAACAGAAAUCCCCACUUUUGGUUUCCCGUCGCAGUCCCACCUUGCAUUCACUAAUUAAUUACCCCAGCCAACCACUACUCCAGGAGCGACCACGCCGCAUCCACUUUUCGAACUCCCCCCCGCGGCACAGCGUUACCUUCAGCAUGUCGCCGGCGUGGAGUCGUAAGCCCGUACCCUUGGGCGGCGGCGGCGGGAACGGCGACGGUAACGGCGACGGCGUGGACGGCUACUACAGCCUUGGGGAUUUCCACAUGCCCAUCUCCACCGUGAGCCACAAGGCUCAAUCAUGGUUCGACCGCGGACUUAUCUGGACGUUCGCGUUCAACCAUGAGGAGGCGGUCCGCUGCUUCGAGCGGGCUGCCGCGGCGGACCCCGGCUGCGCCAUGGCUUAUUGGGGCAUCGCCUUCGCCCUGGGGCCCAACUACAACAAGCCCUGGGGACAUUUUGACGAGCUCGAACUGGAGCGUAACGUCAUGAAGGCGAGCCAAGCCGUCUCGGAGGGCCUCCACCAAGCCCGCCACGCCUCUGGUCUGGAACGGGCGCUCCUCAACGCCCUCCAACAACGCUACCCCACGCCGUGGAUGACCGCCUCCCACGGGUACAAGGCCAACACGGCUUACGCCCAGGCCAUGGAGGCUGCGUACCUGCAGUAUCCCAGUGACCCAAACGUCGCUGCGAUUUAUGCAGAUGCCGUCAUGAACCUGACCCCGUGGGCACUGUGGGAUGAGCGGACGGGGGAGCCUGUCAAAGAGGGAACGCUGGAGGCGAAGGCUGCGCUGGAACGGGCGAUGGCUGAGCACCCGAAACAUCCCGGGCUGCUACAUUUAUAUAUCCACCUCAUGGAGCAGUCGCGCCAUCCCGAGCAAGCGCUCCGGGCUGCCGAGGACUUGUGUGGCUUGGUCCCGGAUGCCGGCCAUCUCAACCAUAUGCCGUCGCAUAUCGACGUUCUCUGCGGCAAUUAUCGGCACGCGGUCGCCGCCAAUCAACUUGCCAUCAGGGCAGACAUGAAGUUUCUCGCAAGGGAGGGACCCCUCAAUUUCUACAGUCUCUACCGUUGCCACAACUUCCACUUCCGGCUGUACGCCGCCAUGUUUGCCGGACAGUCUGCCGCUGCGCUUGAGACCGCAGACCUCCUGGAGCAGACGAUCCCUGCAGAGUUGCUGCGCAUCAAGUCCCCCCCGAUGGCAGACUGGGUGGAGGGAUUCCUGUCCAUGCGACCACACGUUCUCGUCCGCUUCGGUCGUUGGCAAGACGCCAUCGACCUGAAGAUCCCGAUAGAUACCGACCUCUACGCCAUGACAACGGCCAUGGCUUACUACGCCAAGGUUGUGGCGAUGGCCAACACCGGGAGGAUUGAGGAAGCCGACCGCCAUCGAGAGCUCUUUCGGGAAGCUGUCAAGAGGGUGCCGCCAUCGCGGACAAUAUUCAACAACGCAUGCUCCGACAUCCUCAAAAUCGCCGGUGCCAUGCUCGACGGCGAGCUCGAGUACCGUCGGGGCAACGUGGAGCUCGGGUUCGAACACCUCCGCCGGGCCGUCAUAUUGGACGAUUCGCUGCCGUACGACGAGCCGUGGGGCUGGAUGCAGCCGACCCGCCAUGCGUACGGCGCGCUGCUCCUCGAGCAGGGCCGCGUCGAGCAGGCCAUGGCCGUCUACAAGGCGGAUCUGGGGUUGGACGACACAUUGCCGCGGUCGCAUCAGCACCGGAACAACGUGUGGGCCCUCCAUGGUCUGCACGAAUGUCUGCUGCGUCUCGGUCGGGACGACGAGGCGCGCAUGAUCCGUCCCCAGCUUGAGCUUGCGCUGGCCGGCGCGGAUGUGAGGAUUAAGGGCUCGUGCUUUUGCCGCAGUAAUUGCGCUUCCCGUCUAUGAGCCGAGGGUUACGGGGAUGACAGCGUGGUUACCCAACUUGUAUAUGAAUACCCAACUUGUUUGUACAUUAAGCGCAUGAUAGAGCAUAUGAUUUAGUCCUUCUUGUUUCUAGUUGCAUUAGAAUGUAUUGGGAAAUAUAGCUUAAGGGGGCAAUGAUGAAUGUUUCGUCUACUUAUCCAUCAUUUACAUAAAGUCUACCCCCAAUAGCCAGAGCAAGUCCUAG